Molecule: messenger RNA, 3457 nt
Organism: Sinocyclocheilus grahami
Lineage: Eukaryota; Metazoa; Chordata; Actinopteri; Cypriniformes; Cyprinidae
Product: mitofusin-2-like
Exons: 18
Coding region: 251-2524 (757 amino acids)
Biological process (GO): mitochondrial fusion; mitochondrion localization
Cellular component (GO): mitochondrial outer membrane
Molecular function (GO): GTP binding; GTPase activity
Source: RefSeq, a predicted model, not a curated record
AGAAGAAGAAGAAGAAGCAGCAGCAGCAGAAGAAGAAGAAGAAGAAGAAGGAGCGAGCAGUGAUGGCGACCGAGUAACCGCCUAACAGUGCGUGGACAUUUACUUCGUUGUUAUUCCGGGUCUUCGCCAGCUGUCUUCGGAGAAAGCUGCUCUUCCAGAAGAGGGUUUUGGGAGUUUAUUACGGCGACAUCGCUGGGUCAACAUGCUUCAGGGCGGUUAUAAGAUAUAACCACUCCGCCCUUGCUGUGAGAUGUCUCUGGUUUUCCCGCGACCCAAUACCAGUGUGAUCGGCAAGAAGGACAAGCGACUCAUGGCCGAGGUGAACGCCUCCCCGCUCAAACACUUCGUCACCGCCAAGAAGAAGAUCAACGGCAUCUUUGAACAGCUGGGCGCCUACAUCAAAGAAAGCUCAGCCUUUCUAGAAGAAACCUACAGCAAUGAGGAACUGGAUCCUGUCACUACAGAGGAGCAGGUGGCGGAGGUGCGAGGAUACCUGUCCAAAGUGGCAGGGAUCGGGGAGGUCCUGUCCCGCAGACACAUGAAGGUGGUCUUCUUUGGCAGGACAAGUAACGGGAAGAGCUCCGUCAUUAACGCCAUGCUCUGGGACAAAGUGCUGCCGUCUGGAAUCGGACACACCACCAACUGCUUCCUACGAGUGGAAGGCACCGAUGGCAAUGAGGCUUUCCUGCUCACCGAGGGAUCGGAUGAAAGAAAGAGUGUUAAAACAGUGAACCAGUUGGCCCAUGCCUUACAUCAGGAUGAGGAUUUGGACGCAGGCAGUCUGGUGUGUGUCAUGUGGCCUAAAGCAAAGUGUGCGCUGCUGCGGGAUGACCUGGUGCUUGUGGACAGCCCUGGCAUUGAUGUCACAACAGAGUUGGACAGCUGGAUUGACAAAUUCUGCCUUGAUGCUGACGUUUUUGUGCUGGUGGCCAAUUCAGAGUCCACUUUAAUGCAAACAGAAAAGUCAUUCUUUCACAAAGUGAACGAGCGCCUCUCCAGCCCUAAUAUCUUCAUCCUGAACAACCGCUGGGAUGCCUCCGCCAACGAGCCCGAGUACAUGGAAGAGGUGAGACGGCAGCACAUGGACCGCUGCACUAGUUUUUUAGUGGAUGAGCUGCGGGUGGUGGAUCGUGCUCAGGCCAGCGACCGGAUCUUCUUCAUCUCUGCUAAAGAGGCUCUUCAGGCGCGCGUCCAGAAAGCCCAAGGAAUGCCUGAAGCAGGUGGUGCUCUGGCUGAAGGUUUUCAAGCGCGAAUGUUUGAGUUUCAGAACUUUGAAAGGCGUUUUGAGGAGUGCAUCUCGCAGUCAGCGGUGAAGACUAAGUUCGAGCAGCACACCAUGAGAGCCAAGCAGAUUUCUGAAGCUCUGCGUCUGAUAAUGGACUCUGUGCACAUUGCAGCUCAAGAGCAGAGGAUUCAUUGUUUAGAGGUGAAAGAGGAGAGGGAGGACAGGCUGGAGUUCAUCGAUAAACAGCUGGAUCUGCUCACUCUGGACUGCAAGAGCAAAAUCAAGAAGAUCACAGAGGAGGUGGAGAAGCAGGUAUCUAACGCCAUGGCAGAGGAGAUCCGGAGACUGGCUGUGCUAGUGGAAGACUUCCACAUUGACUUUCAUCCUUCACAAGUGGUGCUCAAAGUAUAUAAGAACGAGCUACACAAGCACAUAGAGGAUGGACUUGGCAGGAAUAUGUCUGAGAGAUGCUCCUGUGCGAUAACUGCAGCACUGCAAAACACACAGACUGAAAUGAUAGAGGGCCUGAAGCCCCUGCUACCCAUCGGGAUUCGAGAGCAGGUGGAUAAGAUGGUGCCCAGACAGUGCUUCGCCCUCAGCUACGACCUCAACUGUGACAAACUCUGCAGCGACUUUCAGGAAGACAUCGGCUUCCACUUCUCUCUGGGCUGGACCAUGCUGGUCAACCGCUUCCUGGGUCCCAAAAACACACGCCGCGCUCUCAUGGGCUACAAUGACCAGGUUCCCAGGCCUCUGGCCAUCACUCCGGUCAGCACCAGUGUGCCUCCUUUCCCUCAAGGAUCCAUGAUCCAGGAAGAGCUUAUGGUUUCCAUGGUAACAGGAUUGGCAUCACUCACCUCUCGGACAUCAAUGGGCAUUAUAGUCGUAGGAGGAGUGAUCUGGAAGGCAGUGGGCUGGAGGCUCAUCGCUCUGUCUGUGGGUCUCUAUGGGCUACUGUACGUUUAUGAGAGACUCACCUGGACCACAAGGGCCAAAGAGAGAGCAUUUAAAAGACAGUUUGUGGAGUACGCCAGCGAGAAGCUACAGCUCAUCGUCAGCUACACGGGAUCCAACUGCAGCCAUCAGGUUCAGCAGGAGCUGGCUGGCACCUUCUCUCAGCUCUGUCAGCAGGUGGACGUGACCAGACAGCAGCUGGACGAUGAAAUCCGGGAUUUGAACUGCAAGAUCGAACAGUUGGACGGCCUGCAGAGUAAAGCCAAGCUGCUCAGGAAUAAAGCUGGCUGGCUGGACAGUGAACUCAACAUGUUUACCCAGCAGUACCUUCAACAGGGCCGAUAGGGAUAUGUCUGAACACUGCUGCAUUUAGAAUCGAACACCUAGCCAUGCUUUCAACCAUUUAUUUCAGCAUACCAAAUAUUGCUCAUCACAUAUUUCUUUUUUCUAUCAGUAUUGUUGUUUUUUUUGCAUUUGAGAAUUCAGUGACAUGCAACUUUGAAGAGAGCUUUUUUUUGUACACUGUUUCUUUUGUAUUUAAUACAGGGGUUAUUAUUUAUUCUCGAGUAAAGAGGUCGUGUAAACAGCUUGGCCUCUUUGUAGAUUGUGCUAUAUAAGAGAAAUCUGGAUCUGGCAACAUUAAAAAAAGGAAGCGGACAUUUUGAAUGAAAUCAGCAAUAUGUUCUAGUGCCUAAUUUCCCCCCCAUAGCUGCACUGUUUUACUACUAAUCAUAUGAUUAGUAUUGAUAUGGGAAAAAUUAAUAUUAGUUAUUUAUGAAUUGGAUAGGAAAACCAGAUUUAUGCAUAUAAUUACAUUGUACAUUUAUUCCACUACUGUCAUCCACACCUGAAAGCUAAUCUGAGAGAUCAGACUGUAAAUGUACGGGAUGCACUACUAACCUGUUAGUUCCUGCGAGUUAUGUGUAUGCUAACCUGUUUCGUUUGGAUUAUGAUGUGUGCCAAGUGUUGAAGAACGUCAUCAGGAGAAGCUCUCGUGAUGUGCACUUUAUAUUUUGCUGCUGUAAUGCAUUAAUUUCCAGAAGGUUCCUUAGAAAGAGAAAGGUACAGUGACCUGUCAACAGUAAUGUUAUAUAGAUGAGCAUGCAGAGUCAUUCACUAUUACUGCUAGAUGAAAUAAUAAAGUGACACUUGAAAAAGGAAUGAUGGCUUGAUUUGUCUCUGUGAAGGAUAUGCUAAAUGUCAGUUCUUCUUUCUAAAAUGAUGCUUAAAAAGCACGAGUUUCUGUUUCAUCCUUUUAAUAGGCACAUGCACACUUUA